ACACGCGGAGACGACGUAGCUGCGACCGGUAGACCAGCAGCAGCCGCUUCGCUCUUGCUUCCCCAGUGCGAGUACUACUAGUACAUAAGCUCGCCGCCGCGGCUGACCGGACGACAGCUCACAGUCGCCCUUCUUCUUCUUCUUCUUCUUCUUGCUUAGCUUCCUUCCUUCUCUUCGUCCUCCCCUGCGCCGCCGCCGCCGCCGCCGCCGCCUACGUUGUCGCCGGGACACACGCCCAAGGACUUGUUUUUGGAUAGAGUAUGUCGUGCUUUGGAUGCUGUGGUGAUGAAGAUACUCAAGGAGCACCAGACAACAGGAAUCCAUACCCAGGAAGCCAUCCAGCAAGGAAUGAUGCAUAUCGCACUGCAGAUCCAACUCCCAGAGGUCCUCAACCUGCGAAAGUGCAACCAAUUGCAGUCCCCACCAUUCCCAUGGAUGAAAUUAGGGAGGUGACUAAGGGUUUUGGUGAUGAAGCUUUGAUUGGUGAGGGCUCCUUUGGCAGAGUAUACUUCGGUGUUCUAAGAAAUGGUAGAAGUGCUGCAGUCAAAAAGUUGGAUUCUAGUAAGCAACCCGACCAAGAAUUGUUGGCACAGGUGUCUAUGGUGUCAAGGCUUAAGCAUGAAAACGUUGUUGAGUUGCUUGGUUACUGUGUUGAUGGGAGCAUCCGUGUCCUUGCGUAUGAAUUUGCAACUAUGGGUUCUCUUCAUGAUAUGCUUCAUGGAAGGAAAGGUGUCAAAGGAGCUCAACCCGGUCCAGUAUUAUCAUGGGCACAGCGGGUGAAGAUAGCUGUUGGUGCAGCGAAAGGCCUAGAGUAUCUUCACGAGAAAGCACAGCCUCAUAUCAUACACAGGGACAUCAAGUCCAGCAAUGUUCUUCUUUUUGACGAUGAUGUAGCUAAAAUAGCUGAUUUUGAUUUGUCAAACCAAGCUCCUGACAUGGCAGCUCGGCUUCACUCAACUAGGGUUCUCGGAACGUUCGGAUAUCAUGCACCUGAGUAUGCAAUGACUGGACAACUUAGCUCUAAGAGUGAUGUGUACAGUUUCGGAGUUGUUCUUCUGGAGCUAUUGACUGGAAGGAAACCUGUCGACCAUACGUUACCGAGGGGGCAGCAGAGCCUUGUCACAUGGGCCACUCCAAGGCUGAGUGAAGAUAAAGUUAGGCAAUGUGUUGACUCAAGACUUGGAGGGGACUAUCCUCCUAAAGCUGUUGCAAAGUUUGCAGCCGUCGCCGCAUUGUGCGUGCAGUAUGAAGCCGAUUUCCGGCCAAACAUGAGCAUUGUCGUCAAGGCGCUCCAGCCCUUGCUGAACGCACGAGCACCCCAUGCUGGUGAACAUGCUGGGCAUUAAGCUGCCCUCCCAACCUUUUGUAUGAUAUAGAUAAGGAAAAUGAGCCAUCAAUUGUUGUUCUUUCGGGGGCGUGGUGUCAGGAGGCAGUGUGUGUACAUUUGUGAUUACUAUUCUUAAGUUGUAACCAUCAAGAUUCAUUAGUACCAAAAAGUAUUUGAUUCUUUUGUAUCGGAUGCAAGACAGGCAUACCUAAUGGUUACUUAGCAUAUAUCUACAUGGUACACUUCAAUCA
Molecule: messenger RNA, 1578 nt
Organism: Brachypodium distachyon (stiff brome)
Lineage: Eukaryota; Viridiplantae; Streptophyta; Magnoliopsida; Poales; Poaceae
Product: pto-interacting protein 1
Exons: 8
Coding region: 261-1346 (361 amino acids)
Biological process (GO): protein phosphorylation
Molecular function (GO): ATP binding; protein kinase activity
Source: RefSeq, a predicted model, not a curated record